Funneliformis geosporum is the source of this 1089-nucleotide messenger RNA. The record is from the annotation of a GenBank genome assembly. Lineage: Eukaryota; Fungi; Glomeromycota; Glomeromycetes; Glomerales; Glomeraceae.
AUGGAAGAAUUUGAGUGGCAGGAAUCUAAAAAUAUUGAGGGAAAAGAUUUUGAGAAAGUAAACACUGAUAGUUUCAAUGAUUUCGAAGAAUUUACGAGCUUUACUCAAGAAACUAUUAUAGGGAAAGGGGAGUCGCAUGAAGAAGAUUUCGAUGAUUUUGCAGAUUUUAUAGAUAGUAGUGAUGCAAAUGAAACUUCAGAAAAUUUUCAAGGAGAUUUAAAUAAUAAUUUUGAUGAACAAAUUUCGAACAUAUCAAAUUUAAAUAAGCAUCAAGCGGAUUUUCCCAUAACGAAUAAUCAAACUUUGAUCGAAGACUUAAUGGGGGUAUUGGGUAAUAUUUUUCGAUCAAAUGACGCCGUGUCGUCAACAAAUCAAGAAGAAUCUAUGGGUGAUACCGGAUUAGAAGCCAUAUUAAAUACAUCAGGAAGGUUGGUCAAAACACCAGUCAAUAUAAAUGCAGCGACGAUAUCGGUGUUAUCUCCGCAACCAUCGCGACUUGCAUCAAAAUCAGCGAGUUUAUCAGCGCCAACUAGUCGAUCUACCACACCUUCAUCUAAUAAUAAUCUUUCUAGUUCCUCUCAUGGAAAUCUUUCUAAAAUAAAUAAUGAGACAUCACAGGAGAUACCGAAACAAUUUGACGUUGAAUUGGCCAAAUCAUUAUGUUCAAUACCUGAAGAAUCUCUACAAAAACAUAGUACAUCUGAAUUAUACUCGCUAAGAUCACAAAUUCUUUCAUUAACACGUCAAACUUCGGACACUCUUACAUAUUGGUUGGAUCAACGCGAGCAAACAAUGAUGGAUUCGGAAACGUAUAACCAAAUGAUCGAAUGCUUGGUUGGUCACGCGCAAAAGCUUCGUGAUGGUGGAGGUACUCAAGGCAAAAACAGUUGGGAAAAUCGAGGAAAAAAUUUUAUAAAAAAGAAUAGUGUCGCCAGCGGCUUAGCCUCUCUUAGCCUUUCUUUUAAGAACAAGAGAUCUCAAUUAAGUUCUCCGAGGUCUCCUAAAUCUGCUUCUUCAGAAGUUACGGUCAAUAAUAAAAACGCUAGUAGAAAUAGCAAUGGAAUGCAAGAGAGACCUCUUUCUAUGUAA